AUGGUCGACACGGAGCAAACAGAUGCUCCCAGUGAGCCCCAGGGCCGACAUGUAACAUACUGUGGAGUAUGCACUCUGCCGCCGGAAUACUGCGAGUAUGGCGGGACCGUCAAGAAAUGCCAGGAUUGGCUACAAAAGGCUCAUCGUCCGCUCUACGACAGGAUCUGGUCGCCAGAAGCCCUAGAAGCAGCAACCGCCUCCCUCUCCGUCGAAGCCCAAAAGCGCGCCGCCAAAGACGCGCAGAAGAAAGCCGCACAAGCCGAGAAAGCCGAGCAGAAGCAAGCGGACCGGAUGGCCAAUAGCGUCAUCACGAUCAAGCGGGUGGAGCGGAACAAGCGCAAGUUCGUGACGGCGGUGUCGGGGCUCGAGGCGUUCGGGCUCGACCUCAAGAAGGUAGCCAAGGAGUUCGGCAAGAAGUUCGCCACGGGGUCUUCGGUGACCAAGGUACCCAGCGGCGGUGAGGAGAUCGUGGUACAGGGUGACGUCAGUGAUGAGAUUGAAGAGUUUUUGCUCGAGAAGUACAAAGAUAUUCCCGAGGAUAAUAUUGAGUUGGUUGAUGAUAAGAAGAAGAAGGGGGCGGCUGCUGGAUAA
Molecule: messenger RNA, 591 nt
Organism: Pseudomassariella vexata
Lineage: Eukaryota; Fungi; Ascomycota; Sordariomycetes; Amphisphaeriales; Pseudomassariaceae
Product: translation initiation factor SUI1
Exons: 4
Coding region: 1-591 (196 amino acids)
Biological process (GO): formation of translation preinitiation complex; translation reinitiation
Molecular function (GO): translation initiation factor activity; mRNA binding
Source: RefSeq, a predicted model, not a curated record